GCAGUGUGAUGUUGCUUUGUGUCAGCAUUGACUGCAGUAUCGACAUGACCUAUAUCCUGCUAAUUAUAUAAUAAAGGCUCUUUCAUUAAGGGAGGACAUGAACAGGAGCGAUGGUUUGCAAGAUGCAGUUCGUUUUAAAUCUGAAGUAAAGCGCGACCGAGCAGCUGCUGAACGGUCUCCAGACUAAUCGAUAGGCCAGUGUAUUAUUUUCUCAUAUCGACCAUGAUGAGUGAAAGUGGAGCGGCUGCUCUGGAAGUCUUUUUUGGCGUGAACAUGUAACGAACGAGCGGUGACUGUACCGGGGACUCGCGCAUGCGCAGUCGGAGCCCCGGAGCCGCAGGAGAUCAGAGCUGCGCUCCGGAGUAAGGGACAGGGACACACCGUGAUGAGUGCCAAAGUGAACAUGGAGGCUCCACCCAAAGAACCUGAUCGCACACCUGUGGACCCAUCGUCCUCGUCCCCCGGCGAGGCCGUCCUCAUCUGUGGGAGUGACGGUGUGGCCAAGAAGGCUCGUCCACAGCCCCACACCACCACCACCACCACCACCACAGCUUUCCUCCUGCCAGCUCCUGCUCCAGGCCAUCAGAAGAUAGAGGUGACUCCAGCUGUUGCCAUGGGGGACCCAGGUAAAGGAGGCAGGAUCAAUGAGACGACCACGCCCACUCUGACAGCACAGGUGGGCGGGGCCUGUAGCAUCGUCCACGUCCUGGAGUGGAAGGAGGGGAUGGCCAUCCUGCCCAGCAGCAACCUCAAGUUCUGUGUGAGUGACGUAGGAACACUGAGCACACUGAUCACCCCAGGGACCACCAGCAGCACCACUGAACCAGCAGCAGGGACUUCUGGGAGGUCCGCUGACGCAGAAAGUGCUCCAGCAGACAAGCCAGAUGUGCCGGCUCCUGCCGGCUCCGUGAGAGGAGCAGCCGUGGAGCCGGAAAGGUUGGUGCCAGUCAAACCUGAAAUCCAGGUUGCGGUGGGACAACAUAACCACGAUCCAAGAGCUCAGAGGACUUACACAGAGGAGCUACGCAGAGAGCCCAUCACUGAAAAGAGGAGUGUCGGGGUGGAGAAGGUGCCAGCAGGCGGGAGGAUCUCCUCCCUAAACCCCGAUCACCUGAAACCCAUGAGGAAGAGGAAGAGGAAGGAAUACCUGAGUCCCUCUGAGGAAGACUCUGACAUCGAAGGCACGGACGAGAAGAUGGAUGAUUCUAAAGCAGACAGCAGACACAUCAGAGGAGCUGGAGACAGUAAGACCGAGUCGUGGACGUGGGCUCAGUAUCUGGAGGAAUGCAAAGCUGUAGCUGCGCCCAACAAGCUUUUCCAAGAGGCACAGCGAGUGCCAACAGUGAAGAACGGCUUCAAACAGGGGAUGAAGCUGGAAGGCAUCGACCCGCAGCAUCCGUCCAUGUACUUCGUCCUCACUGUGGCCGAGGUCUGUGGUUACCGACUUCGGCUCCAUUUUGACGGCUACUCUGACUGCCACGACUUCUGGGUGAAUGCCAACUCCCCCGACAUCCACCCUCCAGGCUGGUGUGAGAGCACAGGGCACAAACUGCACACUCCCAAAGGCUGUAAAGAGGAAGAGUUUACCUGGACCAACUACCUGAGAAUGACUAAAGCACAAGUGGCAUCCAAAGAACUCUUUGCCAGUCCUGGGAGGACCGAUGUGAAGUGCGGCUUCGAGACAGGAAUGAAGCUGGAGGCCGUCGACCGUAUGAACCCCUCCCUCAUCUGUGUAGCGACUGUCACUGACGUGGUGGACGACCGUUUCCUGGUUCAUUUUGACAACUGGGAUGACACAUACGACUACUGGUGCGAUUCCAGCAGUCCGUACAUUCACCCUAUUGGCUGGUGCCAGGAGAGGAACCUCCCACUAACACCACCCCAAGAUUAUCCAGACCAGGGCCGGUUCUCCUGGUCUCACUACCUGGAGGAGACCGGUGCCAAGGCAGUUCCUGCUGACGCCUUCAAAGUGCGUGCGGCCCACAACUUCCAGCCUCAGAUGAAACUGGAGGCCGUGGACAAGAGGAGUCCAGGUCUGAUCAGAGUGGCUACAGUGGAGGAGGUCGACACUCAUCGCAUCAAGGUCCAUUACGAUGGCUGGAGUCAUGUCUACGAUGAGUGGAUGGACUCGGACCACCCCGACAUCCACCCAGCGGGCUGGUGUGAGGCGACCAAUCACCCGCUCAAAGUUGCACCGCGGGACGCCAAAACACAUCAGCCACACGGUGUGAGGGAGCCUCCCGCUACAGGCCAGACCACCUACCCCUCCUCCGUUCCCUGUAAACCCAUCAGCCACCCCAGAGCCAACAAGUACAGCUUCCACAACAGGAAAUGUCCAACUCCUGGGUGUGAUGGUUCAGGUCAUGUGACCGGUCGUUUCACUGCUCAUCACUGCAUAUCCGGCUGCCCGUUGGCUGAGCGUAACCAGGGCAGGCUGAAGACCGAGCUGUCAGACUCAGAGGGCAAGAGGAACCUCUUCUUUGGCCAGAGGACCAAGAAGACCCAUUACCGUGGCAGGAUUGGCCGUCCUCCCAAAUACAGGAAGAACCAGCAGAGAGACUACCAGAACAUGUCCUCGGAGGGUGUGUAUCCGUCACUGUUCAUGUCAGCUCUGAGCAGUCAGUCGGACCGGACUCUGUCUCUGUGCUGGGAGCAGCACUGUAAGCUGCUGCCUGGCGUUCAGGGCAUUCACGCCAGCCAGGUGGCAGCAUGGAAUGUCGAAGAAGUCUUCAGGUUUGUCCAGAAUCUAAUCGGCUGUGAGGACCAGGCUCGCGUCUUCAAAGAAGAGAUGAUUGACGGGGAGGCCUUCCUGCUGCUGACACAGACCGACAUUGUGAAGAUCAUGAGCAUCAAGCUCGGACCCGCCCUCAAAAUCUCCAACGCCAUCCUCAUGUUCAAGAGCACAGACGAGGGACUCAAGUGAUCCCACCCUCACUCACCGGGGGCGUUGUGCCUCCGAUCAUCAUGUGCCAAAAUCAUUCUGUCGCAGGGACAAAAGACCCUGACCCCUUUUUCAUGUGUUUGGUGUCCUGUACCCAUCAGAGAGAGGGAGGGCGGGGAGGGUGGGGUGGGAUAAAGAAAAGGUUGGAAGAAGAAGGGACAUGAGGAAAUACAGAUAGUUUUGGGGGAUUAAUGGAGGAAGAUUUAUAGAAGGAAGCUGAUGAAGAUGAGUGAAGGGAGUUUGGUGGUUUUUCACAGCUGAUGUGUUUGGUUCAGUAUCUGAGUUUGAUCGUAACCACACGUCUGCCAGACUAUCUUGUGUUUGGUUAAAACUGUGACAAAUUACAUAUCCAACCACCUGUUUUUAUACCUGAGUUUAUUAAAAUCCUGAGUGGAAACAGUAGAAACACAUUUCUACACUCGUGCGAUGUGAAGUACAGAUAAGGUGCACUGAAGGCUGACGGAGACAGAUUUCUUUGAAAAGACAAUCUGCUUCUGAUUCUUCUACGGGUAGGCGGUCAGAGAGGUCCUGGUAUUUAAUGUUGUCUUACUUCUUUUUCCAAACUCCACAUGACCUCAUUGACUAGCAGAUCUGAGCUUUGUGAACAAACCAAUCGGGUGAUGCAGCCAACUGGAUGGCUUUGCUAUUUGGACUUCAGGUGUCACAGCAACUUGGCUGAUCAGAAACGUGUGCCAAAAAAAGAACGAUCUUUAAUGUAAUAUUGUAUUUAAAUGAUGCAAAUGGACAAGUUCAAGUCUGGCUAUAGUCUACAGGACAUUUCAAAACUGAGAAAAAAGACUACAGUUUAGAUUGUGGAUUGUGAUUGCGAUUAAAUAGAUCUGGUUCUUUUUUCUUUUUUUUUUUGGCCAGGUCCACCUCCCUUUAGGUUCUUUCUCUACAGGUGGUGGGUUCAGUUUCAGCACCCACCACCUCGCAGAAGAGGUACAAAUUUGGAAAAAAGUUGGAAAAAAGGUGACCAAAUUUUCACAACCACUUGAAUCUGGACUAAACAGUUCAAAAGCCCCUGACAUGGCAUGAGAGAUCAACACAACAGGGUACAAUGCUGAAAUACUAGAUGUACCAAUAGGAAUAGAGGGGAAAUAUGAACUAAAGUAACUAAAAGGGAUGAAAUGAGGAGAAGGGAACAAUGGCCAAAAAGUAUUUAAGAGGAGUUAAAUGCAGUAGACAAGGCUGGUCGGUGAGGCUCCUACAAGCUUCACGUUUUGUGCAAUAAAACGGCUGUAAUUGGUAACACUUAAUAUUACAGCUCCUUUGUGUUAUCAGACUAAUUCUUACACGAAUAAAAAAUACAAUGAAAGUAAAUAAGCUACUUUGUUCGAACUGAUGUUAAAAGGUUCAGGUUUUUGACACAGAUAAAACAGAGGCAAAGCCUUUUUUUUUUUUUUUUUUUCAGUUUCACGAUGACUCUCAAGUAUUAGUCGUUUGUGUUUACUGCUACGGGAACCGUAGUUUAAACUGUCGUUACCCUCUCAUACAGGAUCUUAGUCAGAGAACAGAAACAACACAGUUUUAAGUUUUUGUAUCUAUAUGCAAGCUACCUUAAAUUAUUAUUUUUGCAACUCUUAAUGGUUGAAAAGGACAGUUUGCAUUGGUGUAUUAGCACAACUGUGAAACCCCUGAUGGAUUUUACACAAUGAUGUUCCAAUACUUGGUCACUAGAGAGUGCAAAAAUCCACAUUCAAGCACUAUAAACGUGGAUCUGGGAUCUGGUAGACGGCGCUCUCUGCAGUUUACAUGCGAUGGAAACUGUGUUCUUCGAAAUGUUUACAUUUUCUGUCAGGACUGGUGAAAAAGAUUCUGUAUGGAUUUGACAUUGUGAGAUGAAAGUUAUUUUAAUGGACUGUUUUAAGGGCUCUUGGAAUCUUAACUUCUUUGUGUGUCUCUCUGGUGGGAUUUGUGUGUGUGCGUGCGCGUGCGUGUGUGUGUGCGUUUCAAGAUAAUCUUGGGUCACAAAUGUCAUUCUAUCCAUAUGAAUUAAUAAACGUCCAAAGCUGUCUUGUCUGAUUGGA
This is a messenger RNA of Acanthopagrus latus (yellowfin seabream), 4971 nucleotides long. It is a transcript of the gene l3mbtl1, whose product is annotated as L3MBTL histone methyl-lysine binding protein 1. Gene Ontology annotation, molecular function: protein binding; zinc ion binding. Gene Ontology annotation, cellular component: nucleus. The transcript has 22 exons. Gene Ontology annotation, biological process: regulation of DNA-templated transcription. NCBI's taxonomy places the organism in Eukaryota, Metazoa, Chordata, Actinopteri, Spariformes, Sparidae. Bases 386 to 2923 code for a protein of 845 amino acids. The record is from RefSeq and is a predicted model, not a curated record.